AUGGAUGAGGAAAGCUGUGGCAAUUCCCCGGAAAACCUGCCUGUCGAACAAUCUGGAAACGAGGCGACAACUGAGGAAACAUUGCUAGAUGAAGACAGGGAAAUUUGCAGUGAAGACUUCAUACUUGAGAAGGAUAAGUUAAAACCUACAGGUGACAAACCCUUCAGGUGUGACCAGUGCGACUAUUCUGCCAGAUGUAAAAGUCAUUUAGACGAGCACCUCUAUACGCACUCCGGUGAGAAACCUUACCAGUGUAGCCAUUGCGACCACAGAACAGCUUAUAAAUCUGCUCUAGCUCGACAUAUGAGAAGGAAACAUGCUGGCGAAAAAGUUCUCAAUCAUUCUACAAGCGAAACAGGAGACAAAGAGGACAGGACAACAACUAUGGAAGAGCAAAGGGACAAGGAAACACCCUAUCAGGAAACCUGUGCUGAAAACUUCACCCUUGAAAUGGAAAAACCGAGAAAUGCAGAUGGAAAACCCUACAAGUGCCCCCACUAUAGAGCAACAUACGGGCCUAGUACGUAUCAGGCAAUUCAGAAAAAAGAAAAGCAUCACAGACGAAGAGACUGCGGAUGUGGAAACGGAGCCGAGCAAGGAAAGAAAGACAUCCUGGGAGGAAACAUGCAGUGA
Molecule: messenger RNA, 633 nt
Organism: Branchiostoma floridae (Florida lancelet)
Lineage: Eukaryota; Metazoa; Chordata; Leptocardii; Amphioxiformes; Branchiostomatidae
Product: zinc finger protein 135-like
Exons: 2
Coding region: 1-633 (210 amino acids)
Biological process (GO): regulation of transcription by RNA polymerase II
Cellular component (GO): nucleus
Molecular function (GO): RNA polymerase II transcription regulatory region sequence-specific DNA binding; DNA-binding transcription factor activity, RNA polymerase II-specific
Source: RefSeq, a predicted model, not a curated record